This is a messenger RNA of Oncorhynchus mykiss (rainbow trout), 1456 nucleotides long. The record is from RefSeq and is a predicted model, not a curated record. Lineage: Eukaryota; Metazoa; Chordata; Actinopteri; Salmoniformes; Salmonidae.
CUUCUCCACUCCAGAGACACAUAUUCUGCUGUUUCAACUUUGAACUUCACUCAGAGUCUUGACUCUUAAAGACGUUUAUUGCAUAUUGAAUCAGACCAAUCAGUUUUCUUCAAUCAAGAUCUUCUAUAGUCAUCCUUAACACUGAGGCCUGCAUAUCAUUGUAUGUGACUUGACGCACGCACACACCCUCAACAUGGCAACCACACUGACACUAAUAGGUGGUCAAGGAGGCAGUCCAUUUGAAUUCCACGGCAUGAACAACGGUGCCACCCUCAAGAAGAUCGGAGUGGCGGUGGGAGGCUCGCAGGUGAAAGCUGUGCGGGCGGAGCUGACCGACGGGAAAGUAGCGACUUUUGGAGAUGCGAACACUUUCAAUGAGUUUGCGUUCAACCUCGGCGAGCGCAUCACCAAGCUGUCUCUGUGGGGUAACGGCGCCGGCACACGUCUGGGUGCCAUCAAGUUCACGACGAGUGAGAACCGGGAGUUCUUUGAAAAAAUGACCAGCUGGGGACUGAAGACUGAGUACACCAUAGAUGUGGGGUCUGGAAUCUGCCUGGGGCUGCAGGGAGGGUAUGGCUCAGACAUCGACUGCAUGGGCUUCCUCUUCAUCAACACCAUCAAGUCGUCCGUGCUGACUGACAUGGAGUAUCCCACCCUGUCCCUCUUCAAACCCCAGGUGACCCCAGAAUAUGUGAAAUCUGUGUCUCACCACAACGACACCUCAUUGGUUCAAGAAGAGUCCAUUACAUACAGCAAGACACUGACCAAGACUUCCUCCUGGUCUGUCAGCAACAAGAUAGAAUCCACCUUGAGUGUGUCGGUCAAAGCAGGGAUCCCGGAUCUGGUCGAGGUGACAUCAGGGUUCAGCUUGACCGUGGGAGUGGAGCAAUCCACCAGCCUGCAGAAGACAGAGACCAUAACAGAAUCGGAUACCAUCAACCUGAAGAUCCCGCCAGGGAAGACCAUGGAUGUUGAGAUCACAGUGGGGAGAGCAAAUAUCGACCUUGACUACGAGGCCAAAGUGAAAGUCACCUGCAUGAAUGGCAGUCAGCUGGUCUUCCCAUCCAAUGGCAUCUACACUGGUGUUACUUACACUUCAGCGAGGGUAUCCACAAAGGAGAGAUAAUAAGUACAGUGAUAGAAUUAACUAAUUCUUUGUGUGCCUUUUCUGUUUCUAUGAUCAUCUUUGAGUGAUUCUUAUUGAACCCAGCUGACUCAGCUCUUUCUUUCUGUCUCAGCCGAGGGUAUAACAACAGGUGGGUCAUUCCUACAAUACGGUGCCUUUGUGUUCCAUGACAUGUUACCACAUACACUACCGGUCAAAAGUUUUAGAACACCUACUCAUUCAAGGGUUUUUCUUUAUUUGGACUUUUUUCUACAUUGCAGAAUAAUAGUGAAGACAUAAACUAUGAACUAACACAUAUGUAAAAUCAUGUAGUAACCCAAAAGGUGUUAA